Molecule: messenger RNA, 342 nt
Organism: Cokeromyces recurvatus
Lineage: Eukaryota; Fungi; Mucoromycota; Mucoromycetes; Mucorales; Mucoraceae
Product: Sin3 binding region of histone deacetylase complex subunit SAP30-domain-containing protein
Exons: 3
Coding region: 1-342 (113 amino acids)
Biological process (GO): regulation of DNA-templated transcription
Cellular component (GO): histone deacetylase complex
Molecular function (GO): transcription coregulator activity; protein binding
Source: RefSeq, a predicted model, not a curated record
AUGGGCGUCAAACAAAAACCAGUACAAACAACGUCAAAUAAUGGUUUAAAUCAAUCAUUAGACAGAGAUAAAGACCGUGAAAAGAAGAGACGUGCAGCAGAGACUAACGUUGGAAAAGAAUUUCAAACUAUUGAUUUUAAUUCAAUGGAUAUUUCAAUCCUUCGAAAGUAUGCUAGAGUUCAUAAGAUUAAGACAAAGCCAAAGACAAGCAAAGAAGAAUUAGCAGCUGCUGUUUCUCGUCAUUUUGCUAAUCAAACAGUCAAGGAACUUGAUACAAUCACUUGUUUCUUAUAUACCGCUCACUAUAAAGAUUCCGUAUUGAGACUUCCAUUACAUAUCUAA